This is a messenger RNA of Anastrepha ludens (Mexican fruit fly), 2184 nucleotides long. Its product is annotated as transcriptional activator protein Pur-alpha-like. The record is from RefSeq and is a predicted model, not a curated record. Gene Ontology annotation, biological process: regulation of transcription by RNA polymerase II. Gene Ontology annotation, molecular function: DNA-binding transcription factor activity, RNA polymerase II-specific; RNA polymerase II transcription regulatory region sequence-specific DNA binding; purine-rich negative regulatory element binding. Gene Ontology annotation, cellular component: nucleus. Bases 16 to 885 code for a protein of 289 amino acids. Lineage: Eukaryota; Metazoa; Arthropoda; Insecta; Diptera; Tephritidae. The transcript has 9 exons.
UAUAUAACCUACGUUAUGUGUUCGAAUUUGCGUAUGAACGCUUGUAUUGACGUAUUUGAGUACCAGUACCUGUGUGGGGACGAAGGCAUUUCUGGCUCAAAAUACAAUGCAAGUGGCAUGGAGGGCACCAGUGGUAGAAGUGACUUUGAUGCAACAGGCAAGGCUCAAGCAGGUGCACAGCAAGGCGAGCAGGAAUUGGCGACAAAAAUGCUACAAAUACAAUCGAAACGCUUCUAUUUGGAUGUAAAACAAAAUCGUCGUGGACGUUUCAUCAAAGUCGCUGAGAUAGGUGCCGAUGGCAGACGUAGUCAGGUUUAUUUGGCCUUGUCAACUGCCGCUGAAUUUCGUGAUCACCUUUCAACAUUUAGUGACUAUUACGCAUCUUUGGUCAAAUUCACAGGGCCACCAAAUCCAGAUAAUCUCCCCGAAGAUGGAAAACUGAAAUCAGAGAUGAUGAUUAAAGAUAAUAGACGAUACUAUUUAGAUUUGAAAGAGAAUGCGCGCGGACGUUUCUUAAGACUAUACGUGUGUGCGUUUUCUUUUGGGAUUCAGGUAUCGCAGACCAUAACAAGAGGAGGUCCUAGGUCACAAAUAGCUAUACCAGCUCAAGGAAUGAUAGAAUUUCGAGAUGCACUAACAGAUUUGCUUGAAGAAUUUGGUACCAACGAUGGCGGCGCCACAGUGCUUGGUAAACCAUUGCUUCCUUCACAGCUUCUUGCCAUCGAUCUCGAGUUACAGCCACUUCUCUCCAGCAUUGCACGCGCAUUUUCUAAAGAUCAGCUUCCACAUCUUCUAGCCACCAUUUCCUCGGGUGUCCCCUUAUUCUUUCUCCAAUUAGGCGAAGAUCUAGUGCCUUUUUCGUUGAUCGCUCCCUUGGAAUUCUAGCCACAUGUCCCAGCCGUCUAAGUCGUUGAGACUUAAUAAAUCUUAUUAUAGUUUCUUUCUUAACUAUGUCUUCUAGUUCGACAUUCUGCCUAAUGCUAUAAGUGCCAUCUGCCAGUCUAAGCGGACCAUAAAUCUUACGGAGCACUCUUCUUGCAAAGCACAUUAGCUGUUUUGUUUCAUUAACUUUCAGCGUUCAUUGUUCACAGCCAUAUUUAGGCAAAGGUCGUAUCAUUCUUAAUUUUUGCUCACGUGAUAAUAUUAUAUUUUAGAUAAUAUGCCCCACACUCCAGAUCAUUUGGUACAAUGUUUGAUCUUGAUCGGACCAUAUAUUUAGUUUUUUCUGCAUUGAAUAUCAGUCCAGCUAGAUGUAUUCUUUCAUCCAGCUUUUUGAACGCAGCCUGCAGCUCAUUUCUAGUUGUUGCCAUUAUUAGUAUAAUAUAUCAUCUGCAUAGGCACACAUUUGGAAUGGCUUGUUAUAUAUAUACAUAUAUGCUUCCAUUCGGGUUUAUUUCGAUUAGUAUUGCAUUGGCGGCCGCCGUAGCCGAAUGGGUUGGUGCGUGACUACCAUUCGGAAUUCACAGAGAGAACGACGGUUCGAAUUUCGGUGAAAACACCAAAAUUAAGAAACACAUUUUUCUAAUAGCGGUCGCCCCUCGGCAGGCAAUGGCAAACCUCCGAGUGUAUUUCUGCCAUGAAAAACCUCCUCAUAAAAAUAUCUGCCGUUCGUAGUCGGCUUGAAACUGUAGGUCCCUCCAUUUGUGGAACAACAUCAAGACGCACACCACAAACAGGAGGAGGAGCUCGACCAAACACCCAAAAAGGGUGUACGCGCCAAUUAUCUAAUAUAUUUAUAUAUAUAUAUUGCACCAGGAUAAAUAUCAGCGUUGAGAGGGCAUCUCCUUGUUUAACUCCUGAGGCAAUAGAGAACGGUUCCGUACAUUCUCCUUGCAAUAUAACUUUCGCUGUCGUAUUGUAAGGGUCAUAAUAACAAGUUCAAUAAGCUUUGUUGGUAUGCCUAUAGACUGAAACAAGUAUUUUAUUUUACCUCGGUCUAUGCUAUCAAAUGCCUGCUGAAAAUCGAUAGUUAGACAGUGUAUAUCAAUGUCGUAUAGUAUUCAUAUAGUUUUUUUUCAAGGUUUGCAUGACUAUGAAGCCCUGGUCGAUCGUCGACCAGUUGGCGUUAAAGCCUGCUUGGUAAUCAUCUAGUGUUUAUUCAGCAUAUUGGCUCAGCCUUAAAUAUAAUAUAUUUGUGAAGACCUUGCACCCUUCAACAUCUUCACAAAAUGCAAACGUGUUCUC